AUGGUGAAGCUCGCGCGCGCCCUCGACUUUCCUCGAUCUGAAGUCUACUACGAUGUCAUCAAAAAGAUGAAUUUCAAGGUCACGUACACCCUCCGUGCGAAAAAGAUGGAGAGGUGGAUCCGCGCCGUCAAGAGGGAUUUCCUCGAUGCCGCGGAAAUCAAGGACGUGGGCUUGGACUGCGAGUUCACCGACCCUCGCGAGGGUAGAGCUAAUCAGCGCGCCGCUGUCCUUCAACUCUUUGUCGCAAUUAUUUGUAUUCCAUCUGUGAUCAACCUCCAGCAGAUCCUCCGGAACCCUACCCCAAAUAAGCAGACUCUGAGUUUCUAUGAUUUGGCAAAUCAUUAUAUUGGAACGGGUCUCGAGCAUAAGAAGAAGGUUAAUAAGAAGGACAAGGACGCCAAGAACAAGCUGCCGAAGACCGCCAAGGAAUCAGCAGAAGAAGAGACACUGAUUUUUGGAUGGGGCGAUUUUCCCUUGAGCCAUAAGCUACUGCAUUAUGCCGCUCUCGACGCUCUCCUAGGCUUUGAGCUAGGUAGGAGGCAUUUCCGGGCACUUGGCUACAAUAACCAGUGGGAUCGCCUCGAACUUAAUAUUUAUGAGUAG
Molecule: messenger RNA, 603 nt
Organism: Lolium perenne
Lineage: Eukaryota; Viridiplantae; Streptophyta; Magnoliopsida; Poales; Poaceae
Molecular function (GO): nucleic acid binding
Source: RefSeq, a predicted model, not a curated record